UCGGGCGCAUCGCAGCGUAGACCUUUGUGCUCGUUGGCACGAGUGACACGUUUAUAUCGCUACAGAGAUUCUCCAAGCGUCCUAAGGUUCACACGUCGAUGCUGUGGACAACGAGUUGAGCUUGAGAACUACGAAACAGCUGAGGACUUGUUGGUCCGUAUAGCACAACGUGAGGCGUUCCACGACGAGAUGCAGGCCGCAGAGAAUGGCCUGGCGCUAUACCUAGAUGGCAAUGAAGUCCUGCGAGCGUAUGGCAGGAUCGAUGCGGCGCUAUGUAUUCCAUACAGCGCCAGGAGGCCAGUGAUCCUCUCCCACUGGCAUGGUCUCACGGAGAUGAUUGUGCGCGACGCCCACGUGAGGAUGAAGCAUCAAAACGUGGAUGCUACUAUGGCGGAGAUCCGGACCAGGUUCUGGAUUACGAGACUGCGGAGAGUGCUUCGUAGUGUGAUCUCGGGAUGCAGCGAGUGUAAGCUGCACAGAGCACGGCCGAUGCCGCCGAUUAUGGGACCCCUGCCAGAUGAUCGUUUGGACGCCUAUGGCUGGCCGUUUAAGAGCACAGGCCUCGACUACUUUGGGCCGCUGCUAGUGACCGUUGCUCGGCACCAGGAGAAACGGUGGGUUGCCUUGUUUACGUGCCUGACGACCAGGGCGAUUCAUCUGGAACUGGCACAUGACCUGUCGACUGAUUCCUGCAUACUUGCAAUCAGGAAUUUCAUCUGCCGUCGAGGGCCUGUACAUAGACUGCGCAGCGACAAUGGCAGGAACUUCGUUGGAGCAGACAGAGAGGCCAAGAGAUUUGCGGAGAUCUUCGAACCCGAGAGGAUCCAGUCGGAGCUGUCAAGCAAGGGAAUUGAAUGGAUCUUCAACUGCCCAGCGAACCCAUCAGAGGGUGGAGUCUGGGAGCGAAUGGUGCAGUGCGUGAAGAGGGUGCUACGCCACACAGUGAAGGAAGUGGCGCCGAAGGAGCACGUCCUGGAGAGUUUCCUAAUAGAGGCGGAGAACGUCGUUAAUUCUCGUCCGCUCACCCAUUUGCCAGUGAGUGCGGACCAGGAAGCCCCUCUCACGCCCAACGAUCUCCUCAAGGGAGCAGCUUGCCCACCGGAUACCCCCGGCCUGGAUGGAGGCCUCGUCAAGGAAGAAGCUACGCGGAAGCAGUGGCGCGUGGCAAGGAUGUUGAGGGACCGAUUCUGGAGGAGGUGGGUCUUGGAGUACCUACCCACGCUGACACGGAGAGAGAAGUGGUGCCGCAGAGAGAAGCCGAUUCAACGAGGAGACAUCGUCUUCGUUUGCGAUCCAGCUAUUCCGCGUCGAGACUGGCGGAAAGGCGUCGUGGAGGAGACCUUUACUGGAACGGAUGGUGAGGUCAGACGAGCCCGCGUUAGGAUCAUGGAUGGAGAUCGGACCCGCUGGAUAAUGCGCCCCGCUUCAAAGUUGGCGGCUUUGGAUUUAAGUGAAGAAGUUCUUCACGGAGGUGGGGAUGUCGCGGAUCGAUUAUCGAUAGUUAGUAUUUAAGUAGAAUUUUGUUAUCGUGCACUCGUGAAGAGAUUGGGCACACUAGAAUAGGAAUAUUGGCGCGUGUGGUGAAUUUGUCGUUGUUGUGAUAGAGUGUGGGAGGUUAAACUGCGAAUAAAACAUAAGUUGUACGCACACAUUGGCUUGUGUUUUUGGAAGCGGGUUGCCCCAUCGCCGCCGUACAUUUGUUUAAGGCAUCUCCCACACGAGAGACGACACUCUGUAUUCGCAACUAUCUUUAUUUUGGAUCAGGUGAUCUUUUAUAAGAUCAGAUAAUUACAUAAGUUGUGGUUUAACUGUGGUUAGCUGGUAAGGUCAAUGUUAAAGAACGUACGUGCUAUGUACUAGUUCUGAGUCUGUCGACUCAUAUACCAUGGUAUUGGGUUUCUUCUGAGCUUGCUGUCAGUCAGUCGGCUCUUCUUACCGCUUAUAUUGCUGAUUUCGGUUUCUGCCCCGAUUCCGGUGAUAUCCUGGCGCCGUUUAUUAGAGGUUUGUUAUUGUUAUUAGGUCUUGGCACUAGGUGCGAACAACAGCCUCUAAAUGCAUUAGUAGAGGCUCCAUCAGUUAAAGAGACUUUGGAGCGGCGAAGCUGAAUAGCAACUACUUUGCUGGGGCCCGGACAGGUGAAGUUUGGGAAUUCAUAGCAUCAGGAAACCUUCGGCCAGAAGAUGUCGACCAUUUCACAUUGAGCAACGGGGUGAGCUGAGCAUUAUCGUUCGAAAUAGCCAUUGAUCCGGCGCAAAAAAGAGAGUCAGCCGUCGCACUUCUACGUAAUAUUUCUCAAUUGACAAGAGAAUAAACCUUAGACAAGCAUGGAGGCGUGCGCCCCAUAGCGCAUAAGGCGCGUAUUAAGAAGCAUGCACUGUGGUCGAUUGUUAUAUUAUCUUUAUAGAUGGGGCGAUAUAGCUGGUGGAUGCGCAGCCAAAACAAAGUCUAUGCUUUUGAGGAAGACUAUCCUCCUUACUACCAACGAAAGAAUCGUCCCAUUUGGCCUUUGAUGGUUGAUCCAUUUAUCUCAACAGUUAUUCCGGAACUCAUUAGGGCCCGCAAAUGACAAAGAAUUCCCGAAAACUAUUGUCGGGACCUGGCUCAUUGAUGUGAGCAUUGUGAACGUUGAUUGCCCGACAUCUGGCCAGUCUCGGUCUCUAAGACCGGAGUGAAUUUUUGUAUUCUUAGUAAGUAUAGAAAAUUGUAUUGGAAUCAUUACUUUUUUCGAGUUAUUAUUUGACAGAAAUUUUUAAAUAAACUUUAAUGUAUAUAGAUAAUAUGAUAUAUAUUUAAUUUUGUAAGAAAUCUUUGUUCUAUUUAUAUGUCCUAAAGCUAAACUAAUUUAAUAAGCCGAUAAAAUAAAAUUUUAUAAGAAUCGGCUGAUUAUACCCUAUAAAAUUCUAUAAUAUAGGAUACAAUAGGAUUCUAUCCUUAUUUGUUCGCCUUCUUUGGGGAAUGGGAAUAAAUAUUAUAUAAGUUGAGAUUUUUGAGCGACGAGUAACUGAGUGUUACUGUUGAGAGGCAGAACUUGAAGCGACAAAAUCAGAACACCGUGUGUAUGCUUCGAAACUUUAUUUGUGACUAAAGACAAAUUGAUAUACAUAUUUUCUUAUUCUUUAUUUCUUAGAGCGAGACAAUUAUAACUCACCAAGAUCUCUUUCUCCUUCCUAUAACUAUAAAAGCGUGCAUUGUAACAUACUAAAAUAUACGGGGUACCUUAUUUUCUUCACCCUUCCUCUUAAUGCAAGCUUGUUUAAAAAAAAUAAAUAUUAAAACAAAUUAAACAUUUUUGUAAGCUCUUCGUGUUUCGUUUUAGGAAGAUUUUUUGUCAAAAUAUCUGCUAUCAUUUCAGUUGUACAUUUGUAUUUCAACGAAACUUGCCCUUCCUUAAC
Molecule: messenger RNA, 3392 nt
Organism: Drosophila ananassae
Lineage: Eukaryota; Metazoa; Arthropoda; Insecta; Diptera; Drosophilidae
Exons: 2
Coding region: 190-1512 (440 amino acids)
Biological process (GO): DNA integration
Molecular function (GO): nucleic acid binding
Source: RefSeq, a predicted model, not a curated record